Messenger RNA from Toxotes jaculatrix (banded archerfish), 5934 nucleotides. It is a transcript of the gene kif26bb, whose product is annotated as kinesin family member 26Bb. The transcript has 15 exons. Gene Ontology annotation, molecular function: microtubule binding; microtubule motor activity; ATP binding. The record is from RefSeq and is a predicted model, not a curated record. Lineage: Eukaryota; Metazoa; Chordata; Actinopteri; Toxotidae. The coding region runs from base 1 to 5934 and encodes 1977 amino acids. Gene Ontology annotation, biological process: microtubule-based movement.
AUGUCAUUUCUGACUGGAAGAGGAGAGCGAUUUCCUACCUCGGUCAGAGGAGCACACUGGAGCACAGAAGUGCAGCAUCACUGUGAGCCCAUCGGCUUUUCUGCAAGUAUUAAAGGCAAAGACUGCCAACCUAAGGAGCGCCCUACUCCCGAGGGUGCCAGAGGGUCCAGGGGCGACCCACAUCGGAAUAUGUGCCAGAGAGCAGACGCUGUCCCCUCCUACAGGUCCCUCCCUGGAUCUGUCGGAGACCGCAUCAGGAGUACUAUGUCGUUUGGUAGUGGGACCAUAUGCAGAGGCUCUAUGUCGGCGAAUCCUGGCUUUGGGAGGUCUGUGAGGAAAGUUGCGUGUUGUGAGAAGUGCUCAGCGACCCUUGUUGCUCUGAAGAAGCAAGCGCUGAGUCUGGCUGUGCACCAUCACUUCUCCUGUAAGGACUCAAAUGACCUGUCAGCAUUUCUUAAUGACAACCUUCGUGUCCAUAGUCGGUCCACCAUUGAAUCCAGAGACAGGGAGAGGGACCAGGGCCAGUGUGCAGCCUGUGGAACAAACCUGAACCAGCUCAAACAAGAGGCCAUCCACCUGGCCCUGAGCAGGGGUCAGUCAUUAGCUAAGCCUCCCUUUGAACCCAGCCUCAGCACUGGCACACUGCUGGGACAAAGUGAGACAAAGCAUGGGGAUAGGGCUUCAAGGGAAGCGCAUCAACCACACAGUCGAACCCACAGUCCUCACAGCCCACAGAGCCCCAGGACACCUCAGAGGACCCCUCAAACCCUCAGACGGAGGGGGCCUAAGCUCCCUAACCCCGAUAUGGACCGCUGGGUAGAGGAGCAGCAGGAGCUUGUUGCUUCUAAAUCUGUGUCCAACACUGAUGGUGUCACCGUCUACCCUUACCAUCAGGCUGCAGAUGAUGCAACACUGGGCUCUGGUAAUGCUGGGACCGUACAGACGAGCUCAAAGAUCCCUCACAUAUCCAGAGUGGUGACCAUUGCUAACACUGCUGCUAUGUCCUUUUUGGCCAGGGCAGCUGAGAAGCUCAACCUGACAUCGAGGAAAAAAGGACAGGCUUCUGAUCCAGCUCCUGCGCAUUUCUCCACCUGCUUCAGGGACAUCGUCCAGAAAAACCCACCCCCUGUCCCCUCCUGCCUGCUCCAAGCUGCCACCAGAACCAAAGACUCACCCAAUGUUGGCAAGGUCAAAGUCGUGCUGAGGGUAAGCCCAACACUGUCAGGGGGCCAAGCCCAACCACCUGUUCUCCAGAUUGACCCAUCCAAGAAAAGAGUCACCAUCAUGGAGCCAGUCAGCAAAAGCCAACCACCCACUACAAUGAUACUAGGCAGGGAUGGCAAAAAUCUUCUGAAGACAUUCAACUUUGAUGCAGCCUAUCCUCAGGAGUCAAGCCAGGCUGAGGUGUGUGCAGGCGUCUUGGCUGAUGUCAUCCGCUGUGUGCUCAGUGGCAGCGAUGGAUGUGUUCUGGGAUUGGGGUGUGCUGAUGUGGGCUCCUGGUCCAGCAUGGUGGGAAGUGAUGAGAGCAUCCACAGGCUCGGGCUGAUUCCAUAUGCCAUCUCCUGGCUGUACACUGCCAUCGAGCGGCGGAGAGAGAAGACCUGGACUGAUCUGACAGUGUCAGUGUCUGCCAUUGAGCUCUGCUGUGGAGAGGAGGACAAACUGAGAGAUCUGCUCGGGGAGGUCGUCCCGUCAUUAGGCAGUAUCCAGGACAGCCCGAGAGCACGUAUUAGACUUCAAGAAGACCCUGUCUACGGGGUACAGCUACGUAACCACAACCGGGUCAAGGCCCCCACUGCUGAGCGUGCUGCUUCCCUCCUGGACGCAGCCAUUGCAGCGCGUCGGCACAGUGACUUCAUUACGUACCUGUCCCACACUUCCAUAAUGUUCUUCACUCUCCACGUCCAGCCCCCUCGUACAGAAAGCAGCACCAUUGGAAAAGGUUCUCGUGGCCCCACCAAGUUGACCAUGAUAGAUGUGUGCAGUGGUAUGAGGGGUAUGAGCAGAAAUAAACCUCCUCAUGCUGAACUAGGCCCUGUGGUCUUGUCUCUACUAAGUGGACAUAAAACCACUCCCAGCAAGGGUAGUAAGCUGGCUAUGCUCCUUCGAGAGUCCUUGGGUCAUACAAAUUGCCACACCACAGUGAUUGCUCAAGUGGCUGAUUCACUGUCUCACCUUCAAGAAACCUUAUCCACCAUCCAGCUGGCUUCCCGCAUUCGCAGGACACAGAAAAGGACAAAGCAGUCCACCUCAUGCUCUCCUUGUGGGAGGAGUUUGACUAGAGAAAAGAGAGGGCCACAGUCUUUGUCCCUGCGGGCGUUCCACUCCACUGAUGAGGUAGAUGUUGACAUCCAUCCUUUCCGUCUACGUGGUGAACUAGAUGAGCAUUCCAGUAGUGACCAGUCCUGUGACACCGUCAUCCAAAUAGACUCAGAUGGCUUCAUCCAGCCUAAAGCACCCCCAAGGCUGGCACAACCUGAAUUUGUGCCCAUCAUACCUUCUUUGCAUCCUAACAAGGCCGACUUGGAAGACCCAGAGUUUACCGCUCUCCUCCAAGAGCUUUUGAGAAUUCCUCAGCUACAAAGAGAGAAGAAGAGCGAGGAAACUGUUCAAGGGAAUACUGAAAUGCUCAAAGCAGAUAUGAAGCCGCCAGAGAGGGACUGUCUUAAAUGUGAAACAUUUGCUGAACUUCAAGAACGUUUGGGCUGUAUCGAUGGAAGUGAGAUGACAGUGGAUCUGCUCAAGUCAUCCUUGAAAAACCCUUCAGUUAACAAUGUCCCAACCAAUUCACAAGCCCAGAAAGAAGCAGGGAAGCAGACAGACUCUGAUUCAUCAGCAGCACCACAGACGUUGUUGAAUCAGGGGUUAGGCUGCAGUCAGACCUCUGCUGGAGAAAAGCAAACAGAUGGUGCCUUCCCUGGAGACAGUUUUCAGAGAGAGGAUUCAGGUCUGUACGACUGUGAGGAGUGCAGUGCAACCAGUUCCAGUGAGGAGCUCCUGAAUCAAACCCUCAGUCUGAACAUGACCUGUCGCUCUGAUCGCAACACUGGAACUCUUCAGUCAGGUGAUAAACUUCCUUCUCAGGACUUUAAUGGGGAUCCUCAGGGCAUUGCCGUCACCAGUUCAGUUCAGCCUACUGGAAAACAGGAGAGUCCUGAAGCUGCUGACUGGUUCAAACCAGACAAAAGGACAUCUCCAGUUGGCAAAAGCUCCCCCAUAUCUCCUUCUUCCUCCUGCUCCUCUUCACAGUCCCUGGCUACAAGUGUUAUUCAUGGAGGUGUCUUAUCUAAUCGCCCCGCAGAGGAUGUUAAGGAAAUGAAGGCCACCAUCACAGUGACUGUUCAACAGCCUCUGGACCUAAAAGGUCAAGAUGAACUUGUCUUCUCUAUGGUAGAGGAGGUGACCAUCAGUGGAGCGUUGAACAGCGCGAGGACAGGCGGAAACAUUAUUUGUAUCAGAGACACCGCCCAGUCACAGACACAUGCUCAAAGCUCUGCCAGCUCUCAACCAAUCAGGAUAAUCAGCAAUGUCAGUGAAGAAUCUGCAGCCGCAGGUUCCUCUAAUGCAACCAAAAGCUCUGUUGUUCAGCCUGCAGCCACAGAGGCUGGCACUGAAAAGCCCCAGCAUCAAUUCAGAAGGGAAAAAAGGUUUUUACCUUCAUUUAUUAAUCCCAUGCUGAUUAAUACAGAUGUGGAUUCUGAUUUGGAUGAUGCUAAAGAAAAAGACAGUCCUAAUGACACUUUUAUGAGAGUCAAGUCAGGGUCUGAGCUCAAAAGAAAUAAUGUCAAAUGUCCAGAAGAUAGGAAGACUCUUGAAAAGACGGAUGUAGCCUUGGCCUCUGAAACACAGGUCAGAAAGUCAGAUAAAGUGUGUGACUCACCUUUUAGCCAAAUUUCUUUUGACCCAAUGGUCUUGGAAGAUUCAGCUUUCUGCAAUGAAACUGCAGAGAACAAAAUGUGUGGAAAGAGACCAAGAAAUACAGACAAGAGACACGCUAGAGACAGGGAACAUGUUUAUUCCACUAACACUCAAAGGAGCUCAGAGGAGGGAGAAAUCAGCUCCAGACGUGUCGGGAAUGGCCCCAAGAGAAUUGGUGUUUCACCUGGUUGCCAAGAAACCGCCCAUGCUUCUUUUAAAACAGGUAGUUUGCCUAGAGGCUGGCAAAAUGCCAAUCACCAGGACAGCUACCAUGUCAGUCACAUGGCAGACGACCACAGAGACCCAAGGGGGGUGACAUCAUCCACCCCAUGUAGCCCUGGGGUAACUCUGGAGAGAAGGCAUGGCAGACAGCACUCCCCAGCGAACCACAGCCUCCAUGUAUCCUCUCCUCGGAAAUAUGGGUCAGAGCACAAACAGGAAGCUUGUAGCACUCCCAGAAAGGGUGUUGGAUCUUUGUUUGAAACCUCAAGUCUAAGAAUGAAACAUGAUCAUAUGUGUGGGGGGGUGAAGUCACCCAUUGAGGACAGUGGCAGGCUUUUCAGUGCAAAACUGGAGCAGCUGGCUAGCAGGACAAAUUCCCUUGGGAGAAUACCAAGCGACUUCUCAACUCUGGAUAGAGGCAGCAGCAACACCUCUAUGAGCUCUAAGGGGAGCUCCAAGGGAAGUACUGAAGGGGCUUGUAAGGGAAGUUAUAAAGGAAAUAAUGAGGGACAUUGUACUUUACCGAGGGCUAGCAGGAGCCCCAGGAAGAAUCCUCGGUCUGAUCAGAGUCAUCACUUCUUCUCUUCAGAAAAUCCUGUAAUUCAAUCUGCUAAGCAUACCCAUUACAAGCUCUCUGCUGUCGGGAAACUUAAGAUGGCUACCCCCAAAGUCCGCCGACUGUCUGCCCCCAGCAUCAAGAACCUCAAUCUCUCCCACAAAGGCUUGCGACAGUCCAUUAGCCGUAGCUCCAGUCUUUCCCCAGACAGUAAAACCGUUAGCUUUGAGCGGACGUCCUCCUUUCUCUCCUCUUCCCCUCCACAGUCUUUUCACUCCAUCAGUCGUACUCCAAGUCAGAGCUCCACAUGCUCAUCCACAAAAUCUGCCAUCCAGAGUUUUGUCAACGGCCGGAUCUCAGACCUCCUCAAGGAAAGGGCCUCCAGCCCCACUUCAGGAGGAGUGGACCAAACUACCUCUCUUCCCUCACCAUACAGUCAGGUGACUGCUCCCCGCAUGCCCGAUCACCUGAGUGGGCAUGCGAGCGACACCACCAGUGUGUUGAGUGGAGAUUUGCCACCUGCUAUGGGGAAGACAUCGCUGUAUUUCUCUAACAGGAACAGUUUGGUCAGCAGCGGAUACGACAGCAUGAUGAGGGACAGCGAAGCCACAGGCAGCAGCACCUCAAACAGAGAUUCUGUCAGUGACAGGAGCGGCUCUCUCCUUAGUGUGGCUCGCAGCUGCCGAUCAUCUCGGAGGAAAGGCAGCACAGGUACUCACCAGCGUCGUCUUUCCCAUGAUACAGCCCAGUCCCUGAGACGCUCUGCUAGUGGUCUUCGGUCUCGCUGGGUGGAUCGGGGAAUCCCAGAAGCCUACGAGAUCAAGGUCUAUGAGAUCGACAAUGUGCAGAGGAUGCAGAAAAGAGCAGGUGCUGGCAAACAGGGCCCAGCAUGCUUCAGCGCCAAGCUGAAGUUUUUGGAGCACCGUCAGCAGAGGAUCUCAGAGGUCCGAGCCAAAUACAACGACCUGAGGAGAGAGCUGGAGCAGGCCAAACACAACCUCAUGCUGGAGCCUGCCAAGUGGAACCAAGAGUUUGACCUGUGGCAGACGUUCGAGGUGGACUCCCUGGAGCACCUGGAGGCCCUCGAGGUGGUGACGGCUCGGCUGGAGAACAGAGUCAGCUGCUGCAAGGCCAACGUCAUGAUGGUCACGUGCUUCGACGCCACCUCCAGGAGACGGCAUAAGAAGAGACGGCGAAGAGCGCCAGAGCAGAGAGCCUUCAAGGGAAAUCUAAGCUGA